Messenger RNA from Gasterosteus aculeatus aculeatus (three-spined stickleback), 2364 nucleotides. RefSeq names its product prostaglandin E receptor 3 (subtype EP3) (gene ptger3). Lineage: Eukaryota; Metazoa; Chordata; Actinopteri; Perciformes; Gasterosteidae. Gene Ontology annotation, molecular function: prostaglandin E receptor activity. The record is from RefSeq and is a predicted model, not a curated record. Gene Ontology annotation, cellular component: plasma membrane. Gene Ontology annotation, biological process: phospholipase C-activating G protein-coupled receptor signaling pathway; inflammatory response; negative regulation of gastric acid secretion.
UUUUAAUAAUCGUUCCAAGUGUGAUUUAUUCCACUAUUACUAUAUUCAGCCAUUCUCUUAAGUGUGGGGAUUUGAGUAAUGCUAAUACAGUUGUAUAACGUUAUACAGCUCUCCACUGAUAUGAGUUUGUUAGGACACUAACUGGAUGUUAAUUGUGAGCUAUUACCAUCCGAUCAAUCAAACAUUCACAUUAUAGUGGAAUCGACUGGUGCGCAGUAGAUAAAUACUGAAUGAGCUCAGCGUGUUGCCGUUCCCGUUCUGCUCAGCAGGAGGCGCUUGUUGCCGCUGUAACGCCGAAAAGUCAGAAAGGAAUACUUUUAGUCCAAACACCUGUAACAUUUACGUCUAACAGAACAUGAUACGGGUGAAGAGCAGGUUGUUUCAUUUCCGUAUCUCGGAUGAAUCCGCCAGGUUUGUAAUCACUAAAAAUAUACUCUCUAGGAAAGUGACCCGUGAUGACUAAAAGGCUCUUCUAAACAUAACAUAACUUCCCAGAAGUCGCACACGGUAUUUUAAAAAUGUCAAAGUGUGUCCAGAACCUUGUUCGCUUCCUGUGGGGCCAAGAAGAAGCCCGAUCCUCAGUCCCGCCUCCAGCGCGUAAAGGACGCGACGCGCAGUUUACGCACUGCGUUCAGUUGAAGUAGAGGAUGCCGGACCCUCACACACCGGCUAUCAGCUGUAGAGAAACGCAUCCUUUUCAUAAUGACCUCUACGGACCGCUGUGAUUCUCCGGAUAAUUUCCAAAUCAAAAUUGGAGAGAUGUUGGACUUUAACCUCUCCAAGCCAUUGCGCGAAGGCAAUAUCACCAAGAAUUCCAGCUGUGGAUCGGUAUCAGUUGGUUUCCCCAUAACCAUGAUGAUCACUGGGAUGGUGGGCAACUCAUUGGCUCUUAUGCUGGUGUAUAUCUCUUACAAAAAAAAGGAAAAUAAAAGAAAAAAGUCUUUCUUGCUCUGCAUCGGAUCUUUGGCGUUAACCGACCUGUUUGGACAGCUUUUGACAAGUCCAAUAGUGAUAUCAGUCUACCGGGCGGACCUGAACUGGGAGCGCAUCGACUCAUCGGGCAAAUUGUGCGCUUUUUUCGGUGUGUGCAUGACAACUUUUGGCCUGUGCUCUCUCUUCUUGGCCAGCGCCAUGGCGAUUGAAAGGGCUCUGGCGAUAACGAACCCCCACUGGUACUCCAAUCACAUGAAGACGAGUGUGACAAAGCAGACUUUGGCAGUCAUAUGGUGUCUCGUGUUGAUCUUUGCGCUGCUGCCCACCGCAGGGGUCGGGGAAUACACCCGCCAGUGGCCGGGCACCUGGUGCUUCAUCAGCACGGGCGACAGGAAAGUCCCGGGCAAUAUGUUCUUCGCCGUCACUUUCGCCGUGCUCGGGAUUUUCUCCCUCCUUGUUACACUGUUCUGCAACGUGGUGACCAUCCGGGGCCUGAUCGUGCGCUGCAAAACAAAGUCCGGCACGUCUCAGUCUUCAAAGCAGUGGGAACGGCUGACCACGGAGACCGUCAUCCAGCUGCUGGGCAUCAUGUGCGUCCUGCUCGUGUGCUGGUCUCCUCUGCUGGUGCUCAUGCUGAGGAUGAUUUCCAACCAGGUAUCCUCACACGACUGCAGCUCAACCACGUUGCCCUCCAAUCGCACCUCAGGCCGGGGUGUCCAGUUGGAUUGCAACUUUUUUCUCACAGCGAUCCGCUUGGCCUCCCUCAACCAGAUCCUCGACCCGUGGGUCUAUCUGCUCCUCAGGGAGAUCCUCCUCCGCAAGUUCUGCAUCGUGGCUAACGCAGUGUCCAACUGCUCCAUCGAGGAACAGAAAGGAACCCAGACAGCCCUGGAUGUCCUCAAUAAGCAGAAGCAAGACGGCAUCAACCCUCAGAAAACAGGUUAAGUCAACUUUUGACAGGGAUCGGCUGUCGUCUGGCUUGGACGCAUGGAUACACUGUUGUCUUGGAUGGGUUUUUUGAAAAACACGGGAGCAACAUUUAUGUCAGAACAAUGGGAGAGGAGGUUAAAGUUUUAAUGAGAAGCGGGCCAACUCUGCUCUGAGUGUAUUUUCUUUUUUCGCUGAACACAAAUUCCAUUUAAAGUCAGUGAACCAGCAUAAGGAUGCAUGACCGUGUCGCCUCCUGCACUUGGCUGCCGCGUGGUGAGCGGGAAUAGACCCAUAGUUACCUUUCACCUGCAAGACCCAAGAACUGAACAUGGGUGAGUUUGAAUUGGCUUACAUGGAAGAUAUGCAUCUCCUGCUCUAGUUUAGUUUAGUUAGUGCUUACUUUUAACAACUUGAAGCCAUAAACCAGGUAAAGGGGAAGGGUGGCUUUUUUUUGUAAAUACCUGUAAAUUAUGAAAUAAACAUCACACGUGCUCAUUUCAA